GCGACAUUGUUUUGAAUAAAUUUUUAAAUUUACUAAAUACAAAAUGAUUAAUCGGGAAUUACACUAGAACUCAAUACCUUCAAGAAGAUGACCGACCAAAUCGAAGAAUUGGAAAGCUCUGAACUGGGCACGAAAGACUAUUGGGAAUCGAGCUACGAAACGGAAAUACAAAACUACCGGGACCAUGGCGAUGUAGGGGAGGUUUGGUUCGAUGAGGACAGUCAACUACGCAUUAUACGAUGGAUCGAAAGGCAGGAGGAUAGACUUCAACAGGAUGAUUCCUUUAUUGACUUGGGAUGCGGAAAUGGCAUGAUGCUGAUCGAAAUGGCACGCGAAGGAUAUUCGAAUCUUACCGGUGUGGACUAUUCGCCAAAAGCGAUAGAAUUGGCCCAGUCGAUAAGCACAGAUCAAGAACUAGAAAUUACCUACAAGGUGGUGGAUCUACUCAGCGAGCCAGAAGUGGCAUCUUUGGGCAAGUUCAAAGUGGUUCACGAUAAAGGAACUUAUGAUGCAGUUAGCUUACAUCCAGAUGAUUCCAAAAGGAUGCGAACAACGUACAUAAAAAGCGUUUUGCAACUCUUACAAGACGACGGGCUGUUUAUUCUUACUUCCUGCAAUUGGACACAACCUGAGUUGGUCAAAAGUUUCGUAGAGGUAUUCGAUUUGCACGUGGUCAUCCCAACGCCUUCGUUCAAAUUCGGCGGAGCUGUGGGGAAUGUCGUUACUUCGGUUGUAUUCGUUAAGAAGGCUGUCAAAUAAAGCUUUAUUUCAAUCAUA
Ochlerotatus camptorhynchus is the source of this 777-nucleotide messenger RNA. RefSeq names its product EEF1A lysine methyltransferase 2. Gene Ontology annotation, cellular component: cytoplasm. The transcript has 2 exons. Gene Ontology annotation, molecular function: protein-lysine N-methyltransferase activity. Lineage: Eukaryota; Metazoa; Arthropoda; Insecta; Diptera; Culicidae. The record is from RefSeq and is a predicted model, not a curated record. The coding region runs from base 88 to 759 and encodes 223 amino acids.